Dacryopinax primogenitus is the source of this 2541-nucleotide messenger RNA. RefSeq names its product putative beta-glucosidase from glycoside hydrolase family GH3. Bases 1 to 2541 code for a protein of 846 amino acids. Gene Ontology annotation, biological process: glucan catabolic process. Lineage: Eukaryota; Fungi; Basidiomycota; Dacrymycetes; Dacrymycetales; Dacrymycetaceae. The transcript is spliced from 5 exons. The record is from RefSeq and is a predicted model, not a curated record. Gene Ontology annotation, molecular function: beta-glucosidase activity.
AUGAACCAGUCCUUCCUGAAGGCCGACGUCGCGGACCUUGUAGGCAAGCUCUUCCUCGAUGAAAAGAUCUCCCUCAUCUCUGCACCGACAUGGUGGGACACUAACAAGAUCCCCCGGCUGGAGAUCCCCAGCUUACGUAUGAGCGAUGGGCCUAACGGUGUGCGCGGGUCGUCCCACUUCAAGUCCAACCCGGCGCAGUGUAUUCCUUGCGAAACAGCGAUGGCAUCGACGUGGGACCCUGAGCUUAUUCAGGAGACAGGCAAGUUCUUGGCUAUUGAGGCGAAGACCAAGGCCGCAGUCGUCCUCCUCGCCCCUACUUGCAACAUUCAGCGCAGCCCGCUGGGCGGUCGCGCGUUCGAAUCCUUCUCCGAGGACUCGUUCUUAUCGGGUACUCUCGCGGCAGCAUACGUGAAGGGAUUGCAGUCCAAUGGUGUCAGUGCUUGCAUUAAGCAUUUCGUCGCCAACGAUCAAGAGCAUGAGCGCACGGCAGUUUCCUCGGAAGUGUCUGAGCGUGCCCUGCGUGAAGUGUACCUGAUGCCGUUCAUGAUUGCCCAGCGGGAUGCGAAGCCUUGGUCGUACAUGACGAGCUAUGGGCGGCUGAACGGGACUCACUGUGCGGAGAACCCAAUGCUUCUCAGAGGGAUCCUGCGCGGGGAAUGGGGAUUUGAUGGGUUAGUCAUGAGCGAUUGGUUCGGGACGUACAGCACUGACGCAGCCAUCAAGGCGUCGUUGGACCUGGAGAUGCCCGGUCCGCCUCGCUGGCGGACGCCUCUGUUGAUCAAGCACUUGCUCAGCUGCCAGAAGCUGUUCGAAUCGGACCUCGACGAACGCUGCGAUCAACUCCUCAAGUGGGUGCAGAAGGUGGCCAACGUCUCUCCCGAGAUCGUUUAUGGUGACGGAGAGGAGCACAGCAGGGACGACCCCAAGGAUCGCGCAUUCAACCGCAAGCUCGCGGGCUCGGGAAUUGUCCUGCUGAAGAAUAAGGGGAACGUACUUCCAUUGAAGACCGUCAAGAGCAUCGCGAUUAUGGGUCCGAACGCAAAGGGCAGAGUCAUCUCUGGUGGUGGAUCCGCCGCCCUCAUGCCGACAUACGUCGUCACUCCUCAUGCUGGCAUCGUCGAACCGGCAAAGGAGAGCCACAUCAAUACCGACUACACCGUUGGAUGCUACGCUCAUCGUUUCCUGCCAACCGUCGAGGAUAAGCUCACGAGCCCCUCCGGCACACCUGGCUGGCGUUGCACUUUCUUUAACUAUGACAACCACGGAAAGCCCACGAUUGAGCUCGCCAACUACACGAUCCAGGAUACCCGUGUGCGGCUGAACGAUUUCCUGCCCAAUGAGCUCAAGGAGACAUGGUUCAUUAAGCUCGAAGGCACAUUCACGGCGGACAAGACCUGCGCCUUUGAGUUUGGUGUCGCGGUUGCUGGCGCGGCUAAGUUGUAUAUUGACGGCAAGCUCUUCAUCGACAACUGGACGAAGCAGCAGCCUGGAGAGUUCUUCUACGGCCAGGGAAGCCAGGAAGAGAAGGCUGUCAUGAACGUUAUCGCAGGCAAGUGUUACAAGAUACUUAUCGAAUACACCAACGAGGUGCCGAAGGACCAACAGAGGAGUAACUCACAGCCUGCCCUUAUGCGCGGUCUCCGUCUUGGUGGAGCAGAGAAGAUUGACCCUGAGGGUGCUAUCCAGGAGGCAGUUGAGCUGGCGAAGAAGUCCGAGGUCGCCGUUGUCGUUGUCGGCCUUACACCCGAAUGGGAGUCCGAGGGCUUCGACCGUCCUACCAUGGAUAUGCCGGGAAGGCAGAACGAGCUUAUCACCCGUGUGGCCGCUGCGAACCCGAACACUGUGGUGGUUGUCCAGGCUGGAUCUGCUAUCUCCAUGCCAUGGGUGGACAAGGUUGCCGGUGUUGUCCAAGCAUGGUAUCUUGGCAAUGAGGUCGGCAAUGCCAUCGCCGAUGUGCUAUUCGGUAGGAUCAACCCCUCUGGCCGUCUGCCACUCAGUCUCCCCAAGCGUAUGGAAGAUAUUCCGGCACACAACAACUACCGCAGCGAGAACGGCAAGGUUCACUACGCAGAGGACCUCUUCGUCGGGUACAAGCACUACAUCGGCAGAGGCGUCGAGCCCCUGUUCCCCUUCGGCUUUGGUCUCUCAUACACUAACUUCCAGCUUUCUGAUCUGAAGAUCAGCAGCCCCUCGUCCUCGGACGCAUCACUCAGCGUGGAAGUGUCCGUCAAGGUCACGAACACCGGUAAGAUCGCAGGUUCCGAGGUUGUCCAGUUGUAUGUCAAGCCCACUGCCACGCAUCUCACGCAACCACAACAACAGCUGCGUGCAUUUGGAAAAGCUAAGGAUCUUGCACCGGGGGCGAGCACGACCAUCGCCCUCAAGCUCAGCAAGUAUGCGGUGUCGUACUACGAUGAUGGCAUCGCGGCGUGGCGGGUGGAUAAGGGAGAGUACGGUGUGCUUGUUGGUCAGUCGUCCGUUGACCUGCCCCUCAAGGGCAGGUUCAAGCUCGACAAGUCCUUCACCUGGACUGGCCUGUAA